CGGUGGGAGGAGGAGGAGGAGAGAACUGGGACUCGCCGCCGCCCCUCCUAUUUAAAACGCAUGGCGACAGCUCGCGGCUUCAAGACGGUUAGGAAAGGGAAGUGGGAAUCCAUUCCCGGCGCUGGUGGGAGGGGGGACGGGACAGCGAGGAGAGAGAGAGAGAGAGAGAGAGAGCGAGAGAGAGAGAGCCGAGCGGCUAUGGCUUUGGUGAUAUUGUAAUUCAUUCCUGAAUCAAUAGCCUGAAAGGCUGAGGUGGGAGCUAUGGUAAAGUAUUUCUUUGAUCUGUCCACUCUCAAGAGCUCAUGGGACCAGGUAGUGAUUGCAUUUUGGCAAAGAUAUCCAAACCCUUUCAGUAAACACGUAUUAACCGAAGAUGUUGUUUACCGUGAAGUGACAUCUGAUGGUAAACUGAUAUCUAGACGUCUUUUCACAAAGACUAACCGCCUGCCUCGCUGGGCAGAGAUGAUCUUCCCAUCUAACCUGGCACGCUCGGUCUUUGUGAUUGAGGAUUCUGUCGUCGAUCUUCAAGAUAAAACAUUUGCCACUUUAACAUGGAAUGUGAACCACACUCGUCUUAUGAUUGUAGAAGAGAAAUGUGUAUAUAGUAUAAAUCAAGACAAUCAAACGUGGACCCAAGUGCAGCGAGAGGCAUGGAUCACAUCAAACGUAUUUGGCUUUUCACGAGCAAUUCAGGAAUUUGGGCUAGCCCGGUUUAGAAGAAAUCAGAUAAAAGCAACACAAGGACUUGAAUAUGUUAUUACUAAUUUACAAGGGGAUCUGCCUUCGAGGACUUUAAUUGAAACGGCAAAAGAGGCUACAGGGAAAGCAAAAGAAACUGCGAUUGCAGCAACCGAGAAGGCAAAGGAUCUGGCAUCCAAAGCUGCUCCGAAAAAGUCUAAGCAGUUUGUUUGAGAUGGAGAAAAAUAAUGCAGGGCACAUUUUUAAUCUGUCUUGAACUCGAUAUAAUUUUUAAAAUUUAUUCCAAGCUUACAUCUGAAAUUUUGCGUGCUUCUCUAUAAACUGUCUUUCAACUUAUCUCAUUUCAAGGUUUACAGAAAAUCUUCCCUGAAAGUUUUAAGCGUUCUGAAAGGUGAAAAGUCUUUACUUAAAAUGUGCUGGUUGCAAUCAUCUUUCAAAGGACAUCCAGAAGAUUUCAGUAUGAUUUUCACCCCCCAACCCCCCUCAAGAUUUCAUUAGAAUGAAUUGGUUUUCAAUGUUUUGUUCCAAUUUAAAUUAUUAAAUGUAAUUUUACUCAAGUAAUAAAGAAAAAAAAACCAUGAAAUUCAAACAGGAUGUUGACUCUGGGGUUGAAGCUUGAUGAGUCUAGUCUUAUGACCAGCAGCAUUUUGUUAAGUGCUGAUAGAACAAGGCAUUCAAAUUCGUGGGACCCUUUUUUUUCUUUUUCGAUGCACAUUCAGUGUUAAACUGGUUGGGUGGUUACCAGUUUAGCAAGUAAAGAAAAUUAAUAUUUUGUUGUUUGUUGGUCUAACUUUUUAGUACUGUAAAUGAAGAUGCUGGAUUUUUUUUAUUCCCUUAUUCAUGAAUAAGUAUAAGUCAAUUGUUUACCUUUAAGAGGAAAUCUUUUGCCUCUCUGCCAGACUUCUCUGCCUGAAAUUUCACCUGCUCUUGCCCUGUUUGUGACACCAUUUUGUCUGUGGUCACUCAGUCCACGACUGUUUGUGGGACAUUGCUGUGCGCAAUUGGCUGUGGUGAUUCGCCCACAAAAUAUACAAUCCACUCACUUUACAGUACAUUCUGUGAAGCGCUUUGGGAUGUCUCAACAACGUAAUAUCAAUUUCAAGUAUUAUUAAAAUUUUAAGCCAUCACAGAUUUGUGAACAAUUCUUAAAUAUAGACUUAAUUUAGAAGCCAGUUUUCCACAGUUGUGAAAAGGUACCAGCUUCCAAACAAAGGUGGUAUUGUUCACAACUUUACUCGAUUUAAAUUUUCAGAGGUAAAGAAUGGGUGGAAUUUCAGGCCUCAGAAUUGUGAGUUGCAGAAAUGGCUUUUUACUUUUGAGAAUCAAUUUUACAAAUUAACGUUUCAAAGUGAACAGUUUGAGGUACUAAAAAUGAGUGUGUAUUUGAUCUAUUGUUUCCGCAUCAGUCCUGUAAUAACAUUUUUAUAUUUUGUAAUAUAAGGGAUUGUUCUAAAAAUUGCAGUCAUGAAGGCUCUUCAAAAAUGGCAAUUAUUUUGUAUAAAUCUUAAUAUUGAACAAA
Molecule: messenger RNA, 2218 nt
Organism: Callorhinchus milii (elephant shark)
Lineage: Eukaryota; Metazoa; Chordata; Chondrichthyes; Chimaeriformes; Callorhinchidae
Product: PRELI domain containing 1a
Exons: 6
Coding region: 262-912 (216 amino acids)
Biological process (GO): phospholipid transport
Cellular component (GO): mitochondrial intermembrane space
Molecular function (GO): phosphatidic acid transfer activity
Source: RefSeq, a predicted model, not a curated record